AUGUCUAGAACCGGCUCGAAUCCCGCCCGCCAGCAACUGGUAGCAGAGACCCUUCGCAAUGCGGCUACAAGCCAGAAAAAACAUCGAUUGCCGGCGUUCCUGGAUCAUUUCAAUGGGCGCGAUCUCAAGAUCUUUUUUCGCUGUUGGGUCGGUGCCUGGGUGGCCUGUCUUCUGAUCUUCAUCAGUCCUUCUCUUCGUAACAUUGGCACUGCGACAUUCUUCGCAUGUCUGGUUCAGUUGAUGCUUCCUCCAUCGGGCAUCGUCUUGAUUUAUCUUCUGGGGGCCCUCUCUCUCUUCUUUGGUAUCUGUCUUGCUUGGGCAUGGGGCCUGAUCGUAAUGAAGGCUGCCAUGGCAGCCAGACCGGCUGCCGACAGACAGGCACGGCUACAGUCCCUGCAACAGCUAGCAGUCGCGCAAGCCAAUGCAACAGGAAUCGCACCCGGUGUAGCUGCGCAGCGUUUAGUCUACGAUGGACACAUGCUAGAUGCGCGCGUGUCGGCAGUGACAUUCUGCAUGGUUUGUGUAUUCAUUUAUCUUAUGGCCCGCUUGCGAGCAAGUAACCCAAAGAUGGCAUUUACUCAAAUCUUCAGCACGAUCAUAUCCGAUCUCUUUCUCAAUUACGUGCCGCUACUGCCGUCAUUUUCGGGGACAAUGCCAUUGGCGCUCGUAAAGCCCGCUGGCAUUGGGGUCGGCCUUGGACUGGCAUCCUCGAUCCUCUUCUUUCCGCGGUCUACUUCGCACGUAGUCCUGGACAGCAUGGAGGAUAUCGUAGAGCUUCUCAAAAUGCCCCUCGCCCUCACGUCUCUUGCUCUAGACAAAGAUGGGGAGGAGCUAGAUAUCAAGCAGCUGCAAAAGACCCGGUCCAGAAUUAUUGGACUAUAUCAGAAAAUGGAACCGGCGCUUGCCUUCCUACCGUUGGACUUUUCAGUGGGCUGCUGGGGAGCUCGGGAUGUGGAGACUUUCAAGGAGCCGAUGCGACAGGCCAUGGCGUCGAUCCUGUCGCUGUUAGAGCUCCACAUGAACCGGAUAUACGGAGAUGUCCGAUCGGCGGAUGCCUUGAAACGGCACGAAGAGCGCAAGUCGAUGCAGAACGAAGACGAAAAACGUCCCCACCACAUUGGAGACCACCAGCUAUCGCAGCUGGGGGGAAUGCUGGAUGGAUUCCGCUACCCAGACAGCCAGCCCCUCCACGAUGAGAUGGUCAAAGAGCUUCUAGGAACGGGCACAGAGGCAAUAGCUGCCUGUAUAGAGGGCUUGGAUGUCGUCAAGUCCUGUAUCCACCUGGUCAACUGCCGCCGUUGGUUCUGGCGCCCCUCCGCGGCAGAACGGGAAGAACUGUACCAACGCAGCCAGGCUGCAUUGGAGUCUCUGCGCGAGACCCACGUCUCCUUCGUCCAUGACACGACCGAGUUCCUCCACGCAGAGUAUGGCCCUUUUCUCGACGACAUCAGCGCAAUGCCUCCCAAAGACAAGAUCGGCCGAUUCCGAGGCCUCAUGGUCGGCAUGGCCUUCGAGGACCAAAUGUCCAAGGUUCUAGAGAGAACGGAAGCGCUCCUCACCCAGGUAUCCAAAGUUUUCCACGACUCGCCUCACACCCGACUGUGGUUCCCGACCGGUCUCCAACAUGCCUUUUCAUGGGCCACAGGGAAAGGAGACAAAGCGCCAGCCAUGGAGCAGACCACAGACAACGACCCCGACGAUGUGAGCGAUCUAACCAAAGCCGCGCAAGAAAAGCUCCGCAUAAGCCGCAAAUACCGCGGUAAACAGCGCAGCUGGCUCGGCCGUGCGAUUCUCGGAACCUACCACUGGUUCACGUCGAAUGACGGGCUGUACGCGAUGAGAGUGGUUGUGGUAACCAUCGCUCUUGCUAUUCCCGGCGUGCUGCCGCAUACAGCCGGCUUCUACUAUCGCGAAAAGGGCCUCUGGGCCCUGAUCAUGGCGCAGACAGGAAUGCUGGUCUACAUGGCGGACUUUACCUUCUCCGUGAUCUCGCGAGUCGUGGGGACCGUCGUCGGCGGCGCCCUCGGCUUGUUGGCCUGGUAUAUCGGCUCCGGAAUGGGACCUGGCAAUCCCUAUGGGCUGUCGGCCAUUGUCGGCGCGAUGCUUCUCAUCUUCAUGUGGGUUAGAUUGUACCUACCGCCCAAUCUACUACAAGGAGGUAUCAUGGGAGGCGCGACGUUCCUCCUAGUCGUAGCAUACAGCUACGACGACACGCACCUCCCCCAAUACGGCAGCCCGGGCCUAGGCUACACCGUCUUCUGGCGGCGUCUCCUCCUCGUCCUAAUCGGCGUAGCAGCAGCAACAAUCGUGCAAAUCAUCCCCCACCCGCCCUCCGCCUCCAAACACAUCCGCAAAUCUCUCUCCAACACAAUCCGCACAAUCUCAGACCACUACGCCCUCCUCCUCUCCAGCUGGUCCUCCCACCACUCCCAAACGCCCACAGAAGGCCAACUCCUCGCAGAGCCCAUCUCCCUCCAACUCGCCCAAUCCCUCGUCACCCUAGACAGCCCCAUCCAGCUCCUCCGCUUCGAGUUCUCCAGCUCCCGCUUCGACAGCGCCUCCCUCGACCGCGUCAAACGCCUCUGCCACAAUCUCAACCGGAACCUCGGCCGCCUGCUGCUGCUCUCAGGCUCCCUGCCGCCGGAACACCGCGAUCGGCUCGCCCGCCAGACGGGCCUGCUGGACCAUCGUGCGAUAGGCGAGGUUAUGGCCGUGCUGGGUGUUUGCGAGCAGGCGCUGCAGUCGGAGGAUGCGCCGCCGGAGAUUCUGCCUUCGCCGCUUGUGAAGCGCUCGUUUGAGUACUGGCGGUUGCAUCCCGAGGAGGUGGGUGCGUUGAGGGCGGAGCGUGUGCGCGAUGAGAAUGAGAGGAGGUAUUGUGUGGCGUUGAGUGCUUAUUUGAAGUUUUUGGGGACGGUUGAUGAGUUGGUGUUGGUUAUUAAGGAGGUUCUUGGUGAGGCGCACCUCGUGUCGAAGGAUUUGGUGGCGUUGGUUUAG
Molecule: messenger RNA, 2994 nt
Organism: Aspergillus campestris IBT 28561
Lineage: Eukaryota; Fungi; Ascomycota; Eurotiomycetes; Eurotiales; Aspergillaceae
Exons: 4
Coding region: 1-2994 (997 amino acids)
Source: RefSeq, a predicted model, not a curated record